Humulus lupulus (European hop) is the source of this 1001-nucleotide messenger RNA. Its product is annotated as ras-related protein RABB1b. Gene Ontology annotation, molecular function: GTPase activity; GTP binding. Bases 214 to 849 code for a protein of 211 amino acids. The record is from RefSeq and is a predicted model, not a curated record. NCBI's taxonomy places the organism in Eukaryota, Viridiplantae, Streptophyta, Magnoliopsida, Rosales, Cannabaceae. The transcript has 7 exons. Gene Ontology annotation, cellular component: endosome. Gene Ontology annotation, biological process: regulation of endocytosis.
CGAUGUUCUUCUUCAACAUUCUUAUAAUAUAAAAUAUAUUUUGGAUACCAUAUCCAGAUAAUAGACUCAAGCGAUUUUCAGCAUUGUCGGUGGUUUUACGUCACGGCACGUUUUUCCAAACCAAAAGUGGAAAAAAGAACACCUUUUUAUCUCAAAACAAUCUCGAAUUCUCUCCUUCUUCUUCUUCUACAGCUCCACGACGUCGUUUCAGACAUGUCUUACGACUACCUUUUCAAGUACAUCAUCAUCGGCGACACAGGUGUAGGGAAAUCAUGCCUGCUCUUACAAUUCACUGAUAAGAGGUUCCAGCCGGUCCAUGAUCUCACCAUCGGAGUUGAGUUCGGUGCUCGGAUGGUCACCAUUGAUGGUCGUCCAAUCAAGCUCCAAAUUUGGGAUACUGCUGGGCAAGAAUCGUUCAGAUCCAUCACUAGAUCUUACUAUAGAGGAGCAGCCGGAGCACUUUUGGUGUAUGACAUAACCAGGAGAGAGACUUUUAAUCAUUUGGCAAACUGGCUUGAGGAUGCUCGGCAGCAUGCAAAUCCCAACAUGACAAUCAUGCUAGUAGGUAACAAGAGUGAUCUUGCUCAUCGGAGGGCCGUCAGCAAGGAGGAAGGAGAGCAGUUUGCAAAGGAAAAUGGGCUUUUAUUCCUGGAGGCAUCUGCAAGAACCGCUCAAAAUGUUGAAGAGGCCUUUAUCAAGACUGCUGCAAAAAUCCUUCAGAAUAUUCAGGAAGGCGUGUUUGAUGUAUCGAAUGAGUCGUCUGGCAUCAAGGUUGGAUAUGGACGCUCUCAAGGUCUGUCGGGCUCAAGAGAUGGAACGGUCGCUCAGAGAGGCGCAUGUUGCAGCUAACUUGAACAGUUACAGGGUAGUUUCUAUAUGUGAUGAUACCUUGUUAUGGAACCCAGUAUGAACAUACAUUAUUUUAACUGGCAUGUAACUUGUGGAAAACAUUGAAUGUAUAGAUCCAAGUCUUGUGGAUAGAAUGAUUCUGCCUUUCGUGA